UGCAUGUAUAAAUAUGUGAAACACCAACCCUAGUAGGCAUAUGUUUGAAGAAAAAAAACCCGAAAAGACCAAAAAAAAAUACCCUUCACUUUAAAGCAUUUUUAAAGGGUUCUCUUAGCAUUUAAAAAGAAAGAAAGAACGAAAGAUGUCUUGGGCAAUGAUGGGAGAACAGUUUGGUUGGGGUGUAAUUGAAGAAGAAGCGUGGAGGAAAGGUCCUUGGACUGCUGAAGAAGAUAGGCUUCUUACUGAAUAUGUUAGAUUACAUGGUGAAGGCAGAUGGAACUCUGUCGCUAGGCUUGCUGGGUUAAAAAGGAAUGGGAAGAGUUGCAGGCUAAGGUGGGUGAAUUAUUUAAGGCCAGACCUUAAAAGGGGCCAAAUAACCCCUCAUGAAGAGAGUAUAAUUCUUGAGCUACAUGCAAGAUGGGGAAACAGGUGGUCAACCAUUGCAAGAAGCUUACCAGGAAGAACUGACAAUGAGAUAAAGAACUAUUGGAGGACUCAUUUCAAGAAAAAGGCUAAACUAUCACCGGAUAACUCCGACCAGGCAAAAGCUCGAACACUUAAAAGGCAACAUUUUCAACAGCAACUUCUGCAACAAAAACAACAGCAGCAGUACUUACAGUUGAAUGAAUCCGACAUGAAAAGGAUGAUGUCUUUACUGGAAGAAACUGAACCCAAAGCUCCAUUUAUGCCACAGCUGCGACAAGAAAUGGGGGCGGCUACUUCAUGCCCCAACAUGGUGGAAGAACAAAGCUUGUUUUAUCCCAUGGGUAAUGGCAAUGAGACAUCGAACGAGGAUGUUGUUUGGGAUGGAUUAUGGAACUUGGAUGAUUAUCAAUGGAAGUUAUGGUGCAGUAAGCCAAGCUAAAGCUAGUGUGAGAAACGCCGUGGUUCCUACAAGAUUACCUAGUUUUUGUCAAAUAAGAAAGGGUCUUAAAUCUGAA
Molecule: messenger RNA, 944 nt
Organism: Gossypium raimondii (Peruvian cotton)
Lineage: Eukaryota; Viridiplantae; Streptophyta; Magnoliopsida; Malvales; Malvaceae
Product: transcription factor MYB21
Exons: 3
Coding region: 146-868 (240 amino acids)
Biological process (GO): regulation of DNA-templated transcription
Cellular component (GO): nucleus
Molecular function (GO): DNA-binding transcription factor activity; sequence-specific DNA binding
Source: RefSeq, a predicted model, not a curated record